UUUUCAGACCAGCUGCAGCACGCUGUUUGCGGUACGAGAGUAGUGUCUCAUCAGCUGAGUCAACGAGGAUGGCCGCAGACCAAAAUCAUUGGAGGUUCAACUACGCCAUACGGGGCAUAUCCUUGGCAGGUGGAAUUACAAGCAUACAAAGAUGGAUGGGAACACCACUGCGGAGGAGCGCUUAUUUCCGAGACUAUAGCUUUAACGGCGGCACAUUGCUUAAAAGAUUUUAAAAAAUCUCAAUUGCGUAUUAUUGUUGGUAAACAUAACCUAGCAAAAAACGAUAAACACGAAAAAACAUUCAGAGUACAAAAGGCAUUAGUACACCCUGAAUUUAGAAAAGACGGACCGCAUAGCCAUGACAUAGCGAUAUUAAAAAUUAAUUCAUUGAACAGUAAAGGAGUAAAGUUUGAUACGCACGUGCAACCAAUAUGUUUGCCAGAUUACUAUACGAAAGCCAACGACGUAGAUUGGUGUACCGUGACUGGUUGGGGAGCACAAAAACAAGACGACAUGACCAGUUUGCCGAAAGUUUUGCAAGCCGCGUCAGUACCUUUGCUGGAUUUAGAAACUUGCCGACACGACGAUGUUUAUGGAGGUCGACAUCAAUUCAUAUUGGAUAGCAUGUUGUGCGCGGGGAGUUUAGAAGGCGGAGUAGAUGCUUGUGGAGGCGAUUCUGGUGGACCGCUGGCCUGUCAAGUGAAUGGAAAGUUUAUAUUGACAGGUGUGGUGUCGUGGGGCGAUGGAUGCGGCAAAAAAAAUAGGCCCGGUGUGUACACACGAGUGUCUUAUUACACAGAAUGGUUAAAAAAAGUUAUGACGGAACUCGAGAAUAAUUAAACUAUGUUUGAUUAUUUGAUAAAAAAAAUAAUUUAUUAUGAUUCUAUCAAGUAAUUUAAAUUUUAUUAUGUAUUUAUGUAUAAUAAAAUUGUAA
This is a messenger RNA of Rhopalosiphum maidis (corn leaf aphid), 934 nucleotides long. RefSeq names its product prostasin-like. The annotation marks the transcript as partial. Gene Ontology annotation, biological process: proteolysis. Gene Ontology annotation, molecular function: serine-type endopeptidase activity. The transcript is spliced from 5 exons. The record is from RefSeq and is a predicted model, not a curated record. Lineage: Eukaryota; Metazoa; Arthropoda; Insecta; Hemiptera; Aphididae.